CCUUCUCUUGUCCUAGACACCCCUCACCUUCUCUUGCUUCUUCUCUCUCUGUCUCUCUCUCAUGGCGUCUCUCUUUAACUGCCACGCCUCAAACCCUGAUGCUGCGUCCAUCAAGAUCAAGUUCACGCAGCUCUUCAUCAACGGACAAUUCGUUGAUUCUGUUUCAGGGGGCAGAUUCGAGACGAUAGAUCCUAGAACAGGGGAGGUGAUCGGCAGCAUCGCCGAAGCCACCAAAGCUGACGUGGACGUCGCCGUUAAAGCUGCCCGUCAAGCCUUUGACUUCGGUCCCUGGCCUCGCUUCCCCGGCUCUGAGAGAGGAAGAAUAUUGAUGGAAUGGGCAGAUUUGAUAGAUCAACAUGCAGAAGAACUGGCAGCACUUGACGCCAUAGACGCGGGAAAGCUGUACGAGUGGUGUAAGAUUGAGAUUCCUUCAGUGGCAAAUAUGCUGCGUUACUAUGCAGGUGCUGCUGAUAAAAUCCAUGGAGAGGUGUUGAAGAUGUCGAGAGAGUUCCACGCCUACACUCUGCUCGAACCCGUUGGCGUCGUGGGUCACAUCAUUCCCUGGAACUUCCCUAGCACCAUGUUCUUCAGCAAGGUCAGCCCUUCCUUGGCCGCCGGCUGCACCAUGGUCGUCAAACCCGCCGAGCAAACUCCUCUCUCCGCUCUCUUCUACGCUCAUCUAGCUAAGCUGGCUGGGAUACCAGAUGGUGUGCUUAAUGUGGUACCUGGGUUUGGCCCAAUUGCUGGUGCUGCUAUAACCUCGCACAUGGACAUUGAUAAGGUUAGCUUUACUGGUUCGACCCAAGUAGGACGGGAAGUGAUGCAGGCUGCAGCUAGGAGUAAUUUGAAGCAAGUUUCGCUUGAAUUAGGAGGCAAAUCACCUGUCAUUAUAUUUGACGACGCUGAUGUGGACAAAGCAGUUGAGCUUGCGCUCGUUGGAAUCCUUUUUAACAAGGGAGAAAUCUGCGCUGCAGGCUCUCGUGUGUUUGUUCAAGAAGGCAUAUACGAUGAAUUUGAGAAGAAAUUGGUGGAGAAGGCAAAAGCUUGGGUAGUUGGAGACCCUUUUGAUCCUAAAGUUCAGCAAGGUCCUCAGGUAGACAAGAAGCAAUUUGAAAAGAUUUUAUCAUACAUAGAGCAUGGAAAGAGAGAAGGAGCCACCUUGUUGACAGGAGGUAAGGCAGUUGGCAAUCAGGGAUACUACUUAGAGCCUACAGUUUUCACUAAUGUUAAGGAGGACAUGCUUAUAGCGCAGGAUGAAAUAUUUGGGCCUGUGAUGGCACUAAUGAAGUUUAAAACGAUAGAGGAAGUGAUAAAGAGUGCAAACAACACAAAAUAUGGGCUAGCAGCAGGCAUAGUGACGAAGGACAUUGACAUAGCAAACACAGUGUCGAGAUCCAUCAGAGCAGGAAUCAUUUGGAUCAAUUGCUACCUUGCGUUUGGGAACGAUGUUCCUUUUGGAGGGUACAAGAUGAGCGGAUUUGGGAAAGAUUGUGGAAUGGAAGCAAUUCACAAGUACCUGCAAGUUAAAUCUGUGGUCACUCCUAUUUACAAUUCUCCUUGGCUCUGAAUGAUUCCCUGUGGCUCUAUUUACAUGUGGUACUUUUCAUUCACAAGGGUUUUUUUUUUUUUUUUUUCAUUUUCAUAAGUUACACAGCAGCAUGUUAUGUCUUGUGAAUGAAAUAUUCUACACACCAUCUUUCUAAUAUAAGAAACCCUUACGAUUGCAUGGCCAUACAUGUCAUGCAUGCAUGCAUGCCGAACUUUGCACGCGAGAUAUGAAAGGUCUUACAAGCUCAUUGUUCAACAGAUUUAAGUCACAUGAAAAAGACGAUUUUUCAAUUGAA
Molecule: messenger RNA, 1844 nt
Organism: Prosopis cineraria
Lineage: Eukaryota; Viridiplantae; Streptophyta; Magnoliopsida; Fabales; Fabaceae
Product: aldehyde dehydrogenase family 2 member C4-like
Exons: 9
Coding region: 62-1567 (501 amino acids)
Molecular function (GO): aldehyde dehydrogenase (NAD+) activity
Source: RefSeq, a predicted model, not a curated record